Molecule: messenger RNA, 6991 nt
Organism: Polyodon spathula (Mississippi paddlefish)
Lineage: Eukaryota; Metazoa; Chordata; Actinopteri; Acipenseriformes; Polyodontidae
Product: regulating synaptic membrane exocytosis protein 1-like
Exons: 32
Coding region: 387-5078 (1563 amino acids)
Biological process (GO): regulation of synaptic plasticity; intracellular protein transport; positive regulation of synaptic transmission
Cellular component (GO): presynaptic membrane; cytoskeleton of presynaptic active zone
Molecular function (GO): small GTPase binding; transmembrane transporter binding
Source: RefSeq, a predicted model, not a curated record
GGGGGGCACGCUUGGGGGCUGCGGUCCCAUUGACUGUGUUCCACCUCCCUGACAGCAGCAUCGGCAGCAGCAAAGAGCAGAGCGCUGCACAGACUCCGCCUAGCCAACAUCAAACACCAAACCUGAACCUAGCGGUGGAGAGAUUUUACAGCAGCCAAACCCAGGCGUCGCUGAUUUACUGUAUAUUAUUAUCUCCCCGUUAAGAUGGGCUACCAGUAAUUGAAGGGGGUGGGAAGGAAACCCGAAUUGAAACAAAGCACAAAGGUGGGUGCACGCUGUCAUGAAAGGCUUGCACUAUUUCCAAGAACUGCUGCUCAGUCCAUGGACUGUACUGUAAAAAGUGGGUUUGCACAAAUAAAAAAGGCACGAUAAGGAAAGGGUAAAACAUGUCUACUUCACUGGGGCCCCGCGGCCCUCGCCCACCUACCGCGCCUCUGAUGGAAGAUCUUCCAGACCUUAGCCAUCUGACGGAGGAAGAGAGAUCUAUUAUAAUGGCUGUGAUGGUUAGACAGAAGCAAGAGGAGGACAAAGAAGAAGCCAUGUUAAAAGAAGAAAAUCCACUAGAAGCAAGAACUGUACUCCUUAUUGGAAAGAAACAGCCUGAACAAAAUGAAAGCAGAAGAUUGCAUCAACAAUUUGAAAGCUACAAGGAACAAGUUCAGAAGAUUGGCGAAGAUGCUUGCCGUUGCCAUGGAGAGCACAAAGACGACGCCCCGACCUGUGGAAUCUGUCGUAAAACAAAGUUUGCUGACGGCUGCGGCCAUUUGUGUUCCUACUGCCAGACGAGAUUCUGUGCCCGCUGCGGAGGCCGUGUCUCUCUCCGUUCCAACAGCGAGGACAAAGUGGUAAUGUGGGUAUGCAAUUUAUGUCGUAAGCAACAAGAAAUUCUAACAAAAUCAGGAGAAUGGUUUUUUGGAAGAGGUCCGCAGCCAUCCAGUCAGGAUGGGGCUUUGAGCGAUACAGCGACUUGUGGUGAUGCACCUAGAGAAAAGAAGGUCCGGCUUCAGGAACGAUCAAGAUCGCAAACCCCCCUGAGCACUGUGGCAGGAUCCCAGGAGGCUCAGCCACAGAUUGCACUCACUGACAGGGGCGAGGGGCCAGACAUGCUAUCGUCCAGGUCAAGAAGUGAACCCCCAAGGGACAGGAAAAAACCCACACCAGUUCAAGAGCAGAAUAGGAAAGGAGGUCAUAAAACUGAAAGAAAGCGGGUUCCAAAAAUUCAACAGGGUGAGAGGCAGGGCCAGAGGCAAGCUGAGGAGCGCCACGAGAGCAGACGCUUGGAGAAGGGCAGGUCACAGGAUUACCAGGACUUGGACGAGGAAAGUAGAAAAGCUGAGGAGGAGAAACAAAGAAAUGAGGAAGAGUUUCAGACGCCGUACCGGAGUGACCCGAACUUAGCAAGAUAUCCCUUAAAACCCCAGUCGGAAGAGCAGCAGAUGCGGUUUCACGCGAAGGUUUCGAAAGCGCGGCACGAACGGAGGCACAGUGAUGUAGCUUCGGCCAAUACAGAGAUGGUGUCGGAGGUGCCUGAAAACAGACUGGGAAGGCGGUCUCAGCAGCCAGGAGCAGAGGAUCGCAAGUCGCCAAUGGAGAAUCAAAGGUCGUAUUCAAUAGAAAAAACUGGGGAUGUGCAAAUUUCGGUUUCUAAGAAAAUAGCCAAUCACAGCCCACCCAUGCAAAGGCACAGCCCGGUUCCCGCUCAACAGUUAGAGUGUAAGGACCAAGACUGGUGCAAGAAACAGUGCCACCUAGACCCCAGUUCUGCUGUAAUUAUCCACAAAACUAAGAGGGAGAAGAUGGAAACCAUGCUGAGGAAUGACUCCCUAAGUUCUGAUCAGUCAGAAUCCCUGAGGCCUCCCCCACCCAAACCUCACAAAACAAAAAUAAAGAAAAGGCAGAUGUCUGUCAGUAGCUCAGAGGAAGAAGGAGGGUCAACGCCAGAGUACACGAGCUGUGAAGACGCUGAGAUUGAGAGUGAAAGUAUAAGUGAAAAAGCUGCUGUCUUUGGCAGAAGACAGUUGGGUUGCCCAUCUCCCGAACAAUGCUGUGGUGACUGGGACUGUUUCCCAUUGGACACUGCCAUCUGGCACGUUAGUGAUACUUCCCCAAUAAAUACGCAUCCUGUUACAUGGCAGCCAUCCAAAGAAGGUGAUCAUUUAAUUGGACGCAUUAUUCUAAGCAAGAGAACAACUAUGACAAAAGAGUCAGGUGCAUUACUUGGAUUAAAAGUUGUUGGGGGGAAGAUUACAGAAACGGGAAGACUCGGUGCCUUCAUCACCAAAGUAAAGAGAGGAAGCUUAGCGGACGUCGUUGGCCACUUAAGAGCAGGUGACGAGGUGCUGCAAUGGAACAGCAAGCCAUUACCUGGAGCGACAAAAAAAGAAGUUUACAAUAUCAUUUUGGAGUCUAAAUCUGAACCUCAAGUCGAAAUAGUAGUUUCAAGGCCAAUUAGAGAUAUUCCUAGAAUCCCAGAAACAUCUCAUCCUCCACUAGAAUCUAGUUCAAGUUCUUUUGAGUCUCAGAAAAUGGAGAGGCCUUCUAUUUCUGUUAUAUCCCCAAUGAGUCCCGGAACCCUCAAAGAUGCACCCCAGGUUUUACCCGGACAGCUUUCAGUAAAGUUGUGGUAUGACAAAGUAGGACACCAGCUAAUAGUAAACGUGCUUCAAGCAACGGACCUCCCUUCGAGAAUGGAUGGCCGGCCAAGAAAUCCAUAUGUCAAAAUGUAUUUCCUUCCAGACAGGAGUGACAAAAGUAAAAGGAGGACCAAAACAGUUAAGAAAAGUUUAGAGCCCAAGUGGAACCAAACAUUUAUCUAUUCCCAUGUGCAUCGGAAGGACUUCCUAGAAAGAAUGUUGGAAAUCACUGUGUGGGACCAACCUAGAGUACAAGAGGAACAAAGUGAAUUUCUUGGAGAGAUCCUCCUGGAGCUGGAGACAGCCCUUUUGGACGAUGAACCACAUUGGUAUAAACUUCAGACACAUGAUAUAUCUUCACUACCUCUGCCUCAGCCAUCACCAUAUAUGCCACGGAGACGUGUGCAGGGAGAAAGCCCUUGCAAAAAGUUACAAAGAUCUCAGCGAAUCAGUGAUAGUGACAUCUCAGAUUAUGAUGUUGCUGAUGGUAUUGGAGUAGUUUCAACAGCUGCACAAUGUAGGUCAAACGAUCGAGAAAGUAAAUCCACAACACUUACUGUGCCAGAACAACAGAGAACGACACAUCAUCGCUCACGAUCCGUGUCCCCUCACCGCGGUGACAACCAGGGCAGGACCCGGUCCCGAAUACCAAGUGUGCCACUACAGAGGAGUUUAGAUGAAAUUCAUCAAUCACGAAGGUCACGUUCUCCCACUAGAUACCAGGCUGCCUCUAGAAGUCCAAUAGAACGCAGGUCUAGGGAUAUGGACAGUCAGUAUUUUUCAGAGGAAAGCGAGUUCCUCAUGCUGCCCAGAGCAAAACGAGGGACAAGUGUAGAGUGCCUGCAUACUAACAGUGAUCUGCAGCCCUCUCUUGACAGGGUUAGGAGUGCUAGUACCAACUGUUUGAGACCAGAUACUAGUUUCCAUUCACCAGAACGAGAAAGAUGUUCCCACUCACUGGAUAGGAGACGGCCUACUAGCCCCAGGAUUUAUAUCCAGCAUGCCUCCCCGGAGGAUGACAGGCAGUCAAGAACGCUGGACAGAUCUAGUAGCCACAAACAUGGUAGAAAAGACACUGCUUCUGAAAAUGAAAGAGCACAUCAACAAGGCAGCCUGUCUCAGUCGCCCCCUACAGGAGCUCCCUCGUCAGGACGCAGAGGAAGGCAACUCCCCCAGGUCCCUGUAAAGAGCAGCAGUGUAGAGCAAGCCCUAGCGGUAGAAGAGCGGGCACGGCAGAUGAAAAUGAAAGUACAUGCCUACGCAACAGCCACGAUGUCCAGCUCGAGUCAAGAGCUAGAGAGAGAAGUGAAGACCAAGCGGGAGUUAUAUAAAGAACAGCGCAGGAGUUGUGACAAUGUGUCCACUAGAUCCUCGGACAGUGAUAUCAGCGAUGUUUCAGCUAUUUCUCAUAUCAGCAGUACCUCUCGCCUCAGUAGCACAAGCUACAUGUCAGUGCAAUCCGAGCGUCCCCGAGGCAGAGUCAGUGCAUUUACUUCUAAAAUGUACAGCAGACAGAUGCGGAAUUCGGGGGGGAACAUGACGAAGAGCACAAGCGUGAGUGGGGAGAUGUACAACCUGGAGAGGAACGACGGCAGCCAGUCGGACACAGCCAUCGGGACAGUGGGGACAGGAGGGAAGAAGCGGCGCUCCAGCCUGAGUGCCCGAGUGGUGGCGAUUGUCGGCCUGCCAUCGCGGAAGAGUCGAAGCACAUCUCAGCUCAUCCAAAAAGAAGCUGCCCACAAGAAGUUGAAAAGUACCAUACAAAGAAGCACAGAGACAGGGAUGGCUGUGGAAAUGAGAAACUGCAUGGCUCGGCAGCCGAGCCGCGAGUCUACCGAUGGGAGCAUGAACAGCUACAGCUCGGAGGGGAAUUUGAUAUUCUCUGGGGUGAGGUUAGGAGCUGACAGCCAGUUCAGUGACUUCCUUGAUGGGAUAGGACCGGCACAGCUGGUUGGUCGACAGACUCUCGCCACUCCUGCCAUGGGUGAUAUUCAGAUCGGGAUGAUGGACAAGAAAGGGCAGUUAGAAGUUGAAGUUAUCAGAGCGCGUGGCCUCACAGCAAAGCCAGGUUCCAAAAACCUUCCUGCUCCAUAUGUUAAGGUCUACCUGCUGGAGAAUGGAAUAUGCGUAGCCAAAAAGAAAACAAAGAUUGCACGAAAAACACUUGACCCCUUGUAUCAGCAAUCAUUGCUUUUUGAGGAGAGUCCACAGGGUAAAGUUUUACAGGUGAUAGUCUGGGGAGACUAUGGGCGCAUGGACCACAAAUGUUUCAUGGGAGUUGCACAGAUCCUAUUGGAAGAGUUGGACUUGACCAGUAUGGUGAUUAGCUGGUACAAACUGUUUCCGCCUUCUUCCCUGGUGGAUCCCACAUUAACACCACUCGCCCGCCGGGCUUCCCAGUCAUCUCUUGAAAGUUCAACUGGACCUCCUUGCAUAAGAUCAUAGUGACCUGGUUGAAGAUUCAUACUAACGUACAACUUAGCAACUGGGACAACAAUCAGAACCAGACGUAAACAUGAUCAAAUCUUUGUUGGAGCCAGACAAUCACUCCUGUUGUUUUUUGCCGGUAGUACUUUUUUUAAAGAAUAGGGCUGUUAAAAAAUGGUAAUAAUAAUAAUAUCACUAUGCUGCUUUUGAUUGGCAGAACCUAGUGGGCUAGUGAGAGCCCUUGUUAUUUGUGAUAUUAUACAAUCAGAAUCAUGAGUAAUAUACUGUAGCUUAAAAGGAAACUAGAAAGUCCCUGACUCCAUUUAAUGAAAAAAAAAAAAGGUUUGUCCACACUUUGAGUGAAACCGUAAGCAGUGUUAACAGGAUUUUUCUGCACUUUUUCCACGAUGCUGGCAGAGUCCCUUUAGAAGUGCUGUAGUCUGUCUCUGUAAGCAUUGGAAAGUGUUCAACAAUUAAGAGCAACCCCCACUCCCCUCAGGAUGCCACUGGUUCCCAGCCUGGUUCUUAGCUCUCUCUCUCUAGUUUACAACAACACUUGUGCUGUUCCUUUCUUUUCUUUUUUCUUUUGUAUACAGGCUCACAUGUUUGCAUUAUGAACACAGGUUUUUAUGUUUUGCAUGGGGGAAAAUGUUCUGAAGCAAUUUCUUUAAAGCAGCUUAAGUCUUAAGUCUUCAUUGUGACAGAAAAACAUUAGCUUGUAAUCCCGUUUUUUUUUGUUUUUUUUCCCACUGCAAUCAUAAAGAGUUUUCUGUGAAUAAAUGUAUGCUUGACUUCCAGAGAUGUUGACCAAUAAAGGGUGUUUAACAUAUGACACUUUUGAGCUGUACCCAGGAUCCUCUGGAAGCGUGUUGCUUUGGACACCUCUGUUUGCCCUGGAUAGAGCACGGUACAAUUUGUUUGGGUUGCAGUGAAAGGUUUUGGUGAAAUGUCCUCCACAGGUUUAAUGUCAGACUUCAGUUUUACAUUAUGUUGAGAUUAAUCCAAGCAGAAAAGCUUAAUAUUUUACUGCAAAAGGUUUAACUUUUGAAGAAAAAGAAGCCAAAUUACAAUUCCCUCUUUGUCUAUUUUAUUUUAUCUUUGCCUUGACAAAAAAAUCCAUUUGUGGAUCAUUUCUUCUUUUCCUUGUCAAAAAAAAUAAACCUCUUUGUUAAUUUCUGUAAAUGUGACAAAAAGACUGCAGACUGUGCCACUGCAAUGAUCGUGUCUCUUUAACAGGCCAUUUUAUUUUAUAAUUACACAAGUAGAGCAGCAUGACUCUGGAACUGUUCAAAGCUGCAUGCACAUUUUGUAAACACAAAACAACAACAAAGAAAAGGUUAUUUAAAUAAAUGUGUGUUAGUACCACAGAGGCCAGCUUGUAUGUUGCAUGUACUCGUACAGUUUGCUCGUACUUAUUAUAAAAAGAGAUACCCGAGAAAUUGAAGCCGUUCGUUUUUGCAUAUAGAUAUUUUGCAGACUUUGAUCCAAGCUGUUUCUCUCAGUCUGGUGCUAAAUGUCUAUAGACAGACUUUAUUUUUUACCCUAUGGAGAAAAAGUGACGUAGUACAGACCAAACCUCUUCAAAUAAAUAUGUUGGUGUAGAGUCUUACUGUGGGGCUGUAACAGAUAUAGAAAUUGUACAAACAAGAUUUUAAUUUGUGUAUAUACACACACACACACACACACACACACACACAGAGGCAGUCCUCGAUUUAUGACGCACAGCACUUACGACUCUUUUGCAUUAUUACCCUGCUUGAAUAUACAACGUCGAUACAGCAUUUACGAUACGGCGAGACCUGAGCCAUGCAUCACGUGCGCAUGCUCGGGGUCUGAACCGCAGUACCUGCCUUGGUCGCCCUGACUUAGUCUAGCGUUUUUUUUUAUGCAUGUAACUUUUUUUUGUAGACUUUAUUUGCCCUUAACAAUGU